UUGUAUUGCGUGUCCAUUGCAAAUUGUUUUGAGUGAUGUAAAUAAACCUCGUGUAUCCUCGCUAAACAGCAUUUUUAUAGGAUUUCAUUGUCUUGAAGUAUUCAAAAAUGUCUCUUACUUGUUUAUCUUGUAAUGUAGUUUUUUCAGUUCCUGAGCUUCAUCAAGAACAUUAUAAAAGUGACUGGCAUCGCUAUAAUUUGAAAAGAAGAUUAGCUGAAUUGCCAUCCAUUACUAAAGAGGAAUUCGAAAAGAGAGCUGAAUCCACCAAAGAAAUUCAAGGUAAUGAUAAAAGGUUGUCGUUGCGUUGUGAUGUCUGUAAUAAACAUUUCUCUACUGAAAAUGCCAAGAAUAAUCAUUUAAAGUCUAAAAAACAUCUUGAUAGUUUGAGUGAGUUCGCUAAGGAUAAGGAUAAAAAGUCUAGCAAAGAAGUUCGCAUUGAUGAUAAAAAAGCAAGCAAAGUGGGUGCAUGUUCUGAUGAUAAAAAGAUAGACAAACCUAAAGCGGUGGAAAAUGACAUGAAUAUAGAUGAUGAUGAUGAUGGAGAAUGGGAAAGUUGCGAUGAUAGUGAUGAUGACGAGAAAGUAAUAACUGAAGGAACUCUUACUGUAGAAACCAAUGACUGUUUAUUUUGUAACCAUCAAAGUCAAUCUACAGAAGAUAAUGUUACACAUAUGAAGGAAGUGCAUUCAUUUUUCAUUCCUGAAAGAGAAAAAUUAGUGCAUCUUGAUAAAUUUAUAGGAUUUUUAGCCGUCAAGAUACAUUUUGGAAUUUGCUUGUGGUGCAAUGGAAGAGGUAAACAGUUCAGAACUGUAGAAUCACUCAAAAAGCAUAUGAUUGAUAAAGGACAUUGCAAAAUUCUGUUUGAAGGAAAAGCCAAGUCUGCUUAUAAGCGAUUUUAUCAAGAAGAAGAUAUUGAUGCUGAAGAAUUUGAAGAAAUUGGAGAGUUUGAUGAGGCUGAAGAAUAUGAUGAAAUGGAAGAAUAUGAUGGUUCUGAUGAAGAAGAAGGAAGCAUUGAAAAGCUGUUAAAAGAUGCAGAUUACGAAGUAAAAUUACCAUCUGGAGCAGUUCUUGGGCAUCGUUCAUUAGCCGUAUAUUAUAAACAAAAUUUGAAACCUGUGAAUUCUGAUACACAACAGAAGGUGAAGAGAGUGUUACAACAAUAUAAAUCUUUAGGAUACACUGGGACAAGUGGACCACUUGCUUUAAAAGUUGCUCGUGAUAUAUCUUAUGCUCAGAACAUGAAACAACGCUAUAAUUUAAAACUGAGUAUGAAAAUGAAUAAACUGCAGCCACAUUUUAGACCUCAAGUAAUGUUCUAGAUUGCUUGAAAUGAGUUCUUGUUCCUUUAGCUUGAUUGUUUGUUAUUAAAAAAAAAUGAGAUCAUUUACUGAUUUUA
Messenger RNA from Argiope bruennichi, 1396 nucleotides. RefSeq names its product cytoplasmic 60S subunit biogenesis factor ZNF622-like. Gene Ontology annotation, molecular function: zinc ion binding; nucleic acid binding. The transcript has a single exon. NCBI's taxonomy places the organism in Eukaryota, Metazoa, Arthropoda, Arachnida, Araneae, Araneidae. Gene Ontology annotation, cellular component: preribosome, large subunit precursor. Gene Ontology annotation, biological process: ribosomal large subunit biogenesis. The record is from RefSeq and is a predicted model, not a curated record. The coding region runs from base 108 to 1319 and encodes 403 amino acids.